Nomia melanderi (Alkali bee) is the source of this 3548-nucleotide messenger RNA. RefSeq names its product cGMP-dependent protein kinase for (gene for). Lineage: Eukaryota; Metazoa; Arthropoda; Insecta; Hymenoptera; Halictidae. Gene Ontology annotation, molecular function: cGMP-dependent protein kinase activity; ATP binding. Gene Ontology annotation, biological process: protein phosphorylation. The record is from RefSeq and is a predicted model, not a curated record.
ACCAGUCGUGAACGCUGUCAGUGAGCGUCAGUCUCGAAGGAGUGGUCCUGUUGGUGUCCUCGUUUGCGGGACGCCAGGAUACCCAGGCAUUGUCCUUUGUGAGGAAGAACCAGUGUCCCUUCGACCGCUGGCCGAUCCUCAUCCCACCGGAUCCCGAAGUUAGCCUCGAGAGUUGAUCGAUAAUCAUCGAAAACGGAAACACCGAUCGUGACACUCGUGAGUGAAAAAAGGAACACAGUCCUCAUUGUAUAAGAGAACUGGAUAUCAUUGCGCAACCGAUCGAUUCUAUUAUUCCGAGCUUUGUUCGCCGCUGCAUCGGGUGCUCCGGUUUCUUCGGUUCGGACAGUCGCCGAUCAAAUUCGAACUCGAGGACCAGUCGAACAACUUCUGCGGACCCGGGGAUCCUUGAUCCAGCGAUUCGCCAGGAUAUCGAAGAUACUUAGAGAAGAUCAAGGAAAUUCCGAUCGGGAAGAAGAAAUUGAUGCUCUUCUUACGAAAAUGGAUAUGGAAAAUUCUUUAAUUCAAGGAUCAGAGUCGCCAACAUCGCGGGCCGUUUGAAAGUGCUCAUUGUUUUCUGUGCGGUAACCUGGGAAGCGAUUCGCGUAUAACGAUUUUUGAAUCUGCAAUAAAAUUAGUGACCAGGAUAUAAUAUUUCAUGGAGACACGAGCGAAGACGCUUGGUAAGGAUCGCGGAAAUUCCAACCCAACAGAAGGUACUGACCUUUAUUCUAGAAAAAAUGGCUGUGAAGGAUUCCUCUAGCCAAGGAUUAGAAUUAUUUGCAUCGCUGAGGGUUUACAAAUAGCAUUUCUUACUGUUAGUAAUCUGGGAUCAACCUAGCAGCUCGCGUCUAACCACGAAUCAUCGAAUUCUUCGGAAGAUUCUCUAAUUCCCUGGAAGUCUCCUAAGACUCCACAAAGCGAACGGGCAAAUCAAAGCCGCAGGACACGUGUACGGCGUGAUUCACAGGUAGAACGCGGCCGACAUUUAAACGCGAGGAACGGGGACGGAAGCGGGAAGCGGAGUCCAUCGAUCUUCCGGCUGGAUGGAUGCCAGAUUCGCCGGUUCUCGAAUUUCGCGUUCCCACGGUAAAUCUCUGGUCGGUGAAAAACCGGGAACGCGGGGAAUUCCGACGUGUUUAUCGGCAAACUUAGGCCUGGGUCGCAGUUAGAGCAACGUUAGCCCCGUGAUACUUGAUAAUCGUGCGGUGUAACUCCUAUCCGCGUGCGAAAAGCGCAAAACUCAGCGGAAAGCGGUCGCUAGUGGUGAAUCAUGCCCAAGGUCGACGUGUCGGAUGAAAGUUCGCUUGGGUAUUGUACCGGGGCAACAAUCUCUUUCCACGGUGGACUGUUAAAUGGCUGCUGGUAGCUCGUCCAGUUGAAGGAGUCCUCUAAAACCCGGCUUGAAACGCGUUCUUUGAUAUGAAGGUCAGGAGUUACCCUGGUCGCGCGGUCCUCGAGGACUCGGAGCUGCUCCUGGACCCGGACGCCACUCGGGGCAGGGCAAUGGAGUUGCUGUAUGAGGCUAGCUGGCGCGAAUGUGGCGUCAAUUGGACUAGCAACGGGAGGAGCAAAGCUGCUGCUUCUAGGGACCAGGAAGAGAGAUACAGGCAGCCGUACGCCGAAGUGAUAUCUCAAUUGGAGGGCGUGUUGGAGGGUGGCCGGGUUAGCGGGUUGAACGCCAGAGAAGAGUCCGAGUCGAGAAGGUCGAGCAGCACCGGCACCACCGACAGCGAGUCGUCCGAGGUGAAUCAGAGUGGCAAUAAUCAAGGUGGAUUCCUUAUACCGAGGCCGAGGCUGAUCGUACCGGUUCACACCUACGCCAGGAGACGGCGGACCGGUGCGCCGCCGCCUGUCAGGAGGCGACAGAUGCGCGAAGAGGGUAAGGUCGAGGUGUCGCGGGACGGCAAGUACUUGAGUACUCUCGCGCCGGGAAAGGUACUCGGCGAGCUAGCAAUUCUUUACAACUGCAAAAGGACAGCGACGAUAACAGCGGCCACCGAUUGCCAGCUGUGGGCCAUCGACCGGCAAUGCUUCCAAACUAUUAUGAUGAGAACUGGCCUCUCGAGGCAGGCCGAGUACACGGAUUUCUUAAAGAGCGUUCCUAUCUUCAAAAACUUACCGGAGGAGACGUUAAUCAAAAUUUCGGAUGUCCUGGAAGAGACCUUCUACAACAAUGGCGACUAUAUAAUCAGGCAAGGAGCAAGGGGCGACACGUUCUUCAUUAUAAGCAGAGGUCAGGUGCGCGUUACGAUAAAGCAACCUGACAGUCCAGAAGACAAGUACAUCAGGACGCUAGGCAAAGGUGAUUUCUUCGGUGAAAAGGCUCUGCAAGGAGAUGAUCUCAGAACGGCGAACAUCAUCGCCGACGAUCCGGAAGGAGUGAGUUGCCUCGUGAUAGACCGCGAGACGUUCAAUCAGCUGAUCUCGUCCUUGGACGAAAUUCGUACGAGAUACAGGGACGAGCUCGUGGAAGGAAGAAGGUUGAACGAGGAAUUCAGAGACCUAAGGCUGCAAGACCUCCGGCCGUUGGCCACCUUGGGCGUGGGCGGUUUCGGAAGAGUCGAAUUAGUUCAAAUAGCCGGCGACGGCACGAGAUCCUUCGCCCUGAAGCAAAUGAAGAAGGCGCAGAUCGUCGAGACGCGACAGCAACAGCACAUCAUGUCCGAGAAGAGAAUUAUGGGCGAGGCUGAUUGCGACUUUAUAGUGAAGCUGUUCAAAACGUUCAAAGACAGGAAGUAUCUUUACAUGUUGAUGGAAGCCUGCCUCGGCGGCGAGCUGUGGACAGUGCUGAGAGACAAGGGCCACUUCGACGACGGCACAACGCGAUUUUACACCGCGUGUGUCGUGGAAGCGUUCGACUAUCUCCAUUCUCGAAACAUUAUCUAUAGAGAUCUGAAACCGGAGAAUCUUCUUCUUGAUAGCCAAGGGUACGUUAAACUUGUCGAUUUUGGUUUCGCUAAGCGUUUGGAACACGGAAGGAAAACAUGGACGUUCUGCGGCACACCGGAAUACGUUGCGCCGGAAGUAAUUUUAAACAAAGGACACGACAUUAGCGCAGAUUAUUGGUCCCUUGGUGUUCUUAUGUUCGAACUUCUCACGGGCACACCACCAUUCACUGGCGGCGAUCCAAUGAAAACUUACAACAUUAUUCUGAAAGGAAUAGACGCUAUAGAGUUCCCAAGAUCAAUCACAAGAAAUGCAACUGCAUUAAUUAAAAAGCUUUGCAGGGACAAUCCAGCAGAGCGGCUUGGUUACCAAAAGGGUGGCAUUAGCGAAAUACAGAAACACAAAUGGUUUGAUGGCUUUAACUGGGAAGGCCUAAGAGCAAGGACCCUCGAACCACCAAUCAUGCCACGUGUUCAAGGCGCCACUGAUACAACGAACUUCGACGAAUAUCCGCCAGACUCGGAUCCACCACCACCUGACGAUAUAUCUGGAUGGGACAAUGAUUUCUAGCGAACGUUUCUAUUUAAAGAAAUUUUCUAUUGUCAAGAGAGAAUCAGAAACAAAAAAAAAAAUGUUAUCAUUUCAUGUCCAGAGAAAUGAAA